CAUUUGUACCUUUUCUUAACUCCAACAACUGCUUCAUCUGCAGUCGGCAACCCAUUACUAUCCUUCAUAUCUCCAACCCCAUUUGCAUGUCACCAUCUCUAGUUCAAAUUAGCAAUUUAUUACGUUUCCGAUCUGGGUUUUUGUUUAUUUGAAGAACCAUGGCUUCUUCGAUGCUCUAUGGAGCUCAACAUCUUGCAUUCGCAAGAGCAUCAUCAACCCCAAAAGGAUUAGAAUCCAAUCGAUCAGAUUUGCAAUUUAGGAAUUUACCCAAAAUCAAUUUGGUUCGUAGAAACCCUAGUUUUCGAUCUAGAACUCUAAUCGUUCCCAAAUGCAGCGUCUCUGCACCUAGGUCAGCUUCACAACCUAGAUUUAUACAACACAAAAAAGAGGCAUUCUGGUUCUAUAGAUUUCUAUCAAUUGUCUAUGAUCAUGUGAUAAACCCUGGCCAUUGGACUGAAGACAUGAGAGAUGAUGCUUUAGAACCGGCUGAUCUCAAUCGCCGUGAUUUGAUUGUGGUGGAUGUUGGUGGUGGAACUGGUUUUACUACUUUGGGUAUUGUAGAGCAUGUGGAUGCUAAAAAUGUCACCAUUUUGGAUCAGUCACCUCAUCAGCUUGCAAAAGCUAGAGAAAAGGAGGCUUUGAAGGAAUGCAAGAUUAUCGAAGGAGAUGCGGAGGAGCUUUCGUUCAAAACGGAUUAUGCCGAUAGAUAUGUGUCUGCUGGAAGCAUCGAAUACUGGCCAGACCCACAAAGAGGCAUCAAAGAAGCAUACCGGGUUCUGAAGAUGGACGGAAAGGCUUGUUUAAUCGGUCCUGUGUAUCCAACCUUUUGGUUAUCUCGUUUCUUUGCAGAUAUGUGGAUGCUCUUUCCAAAAGAGGAAGAGUACGUUGAAUGGUUUGAAAAGGCGGGAUUCAAAGAUGUGCAGAUUAAGAGGAUUGGACCAAAAUGGUAUCGUGGUGUUCGUCGCCAUGGUCUGAUCAUGGGAUGCUCGGUUACUGGCAUCAAACCUGCAUCAGGGGAUUCUCCGUUGGAGCUUGGUCCCAAGGCGGAGGACGUAGAGAAGGCUGUAAAUCCGUUUGUGUUCUUUUUACGGUUCCUUCUUGGUGCGACAGCUGGAGUCUACUACGUAUUGGUUCCUGUCUACAUGUGGGUCAAGGACCAGAUUGUGCCGAAAGGUGAACCAAUUUGAGAGAUCGAAAAGCCCAUAUGGCGAUUCCGGUGGUUUGUGGUUUUUGGUUUGUGUGCGACAUUAUUUGGUGUUUUUAAGUUCGACUUUGAUGUUUCGACUGCAAUUUGUAUACUUGAGAAUAAAGGUUUUCGAGCAAUCGGUGUCGUGGAGCCUUUCGGUUUAUAGGAAACUUUUGAAUCCUUGUGUGCC
Messenger RNA from Cynara cardunculus var. scolymus (artichoke), 1376 nucleotides. RefSeq names its product 2-methyl-6-phytyl-1,4-hydroquinone methyltransferase, chloroplastic-like. Lineage: Eukaryota; Viridiplantae; Streptophyta; Magnoliopsida; Asterales; Asteraceae. The coding region runs from base 159 to 1187 and encodes 342 amino acids. The transcript is spliced from 3 exons. Gene Ontology annotation, molecular function: 2-methyl-6-phytyl-1,4-benzoquinone methyltransferase activity. Gene Ontology annotation, biological process: methylation. The record is from RefSeq and is a predicted model, not a curated record.